GGUGGUGACAGUGGAGAAAGAUGUCUUGGGCCCUGCCCCUGAACCAGGAGCCACCAUGUUGGUGAUACCCCCCGGACUGAGCGAGGAGGAGGAGGCUCUGCAGAAGAAAUUCAACAAACUGAAAAAAAAGAAAAAGGCAUUGCUGGCUCUGAAGAAGCAAAGCAGCAGCAGCACAGCCAGCCAGGGCGGUGUCAAACGCUCACUCUCUGAGCAGCCUGUGGUGGACACGGCCACAGCCACAGAGCAGGCAAAGCAGCUGGUGAAGUCAGGAGCCAUCAGUGCCAUCAAGGCUGAGACCAAGAAUUCAGGCUUCAAACGUUCACGGACCCUAGAGGGGAAGCUAAAGGACCCUGAGAAGGGGCCAGCCCCCACUUUCCAGCCGUUCCAAAGAAGCAUAUCUGCUGACGAUGACCUGCAGGAGUCAUCCAGGCGUCCCCAGAGGAAAUCGCUGUAUGAGAGCUUCGUGUCUUCCAGCGAUCGGCUUCGGGAACUGGGGCCAGAUGGGGAAGAGGCAGAGGGCCCAGGGACUGGUGAUGGCCCCCCUCGAAGCUUCGACUGGGGCUAUGAAGAACGUGGUGGUGCCCACUCCUCCGCCUCCCCUCCCCGAAGCCGCAGCCGGGACCGCAGUCAUGAGAGGAACCGAGAGCGGGAGCGGGAUCGAGACCGGGAACGGGAGCGGGAGCGGGAUCGAGACCGAGAGCGGGAACGAGAUCGAGAUCGGGACCGGGACCGGGAGCGGGACAGGGAUCGAGACCGGGACCGGGACCGGGAUCGAGACCGGGAGCGGGAGCGGGACCGAGAGGGCCCUUUCCGCAGGUCGGACUCGUUCCCGGAGCGCCGGGCCCCUCGGAAGGGGAACACUCUCUACGUGUAUGGAGAAGACAUGACGCCCGCCCUCCUCCGUGGGGCCUUCUCUCCCUUUGGGAACAUCAUCGACCUCUCCAUGGACCCCCCCAGAAACUGUGCCUUUGUCACCUAUGAAAAGAUGGAGUCAGCAGAUCAGGCUGUGGCUGAGCUCAACGGGACCCAGGUGGAAUCCGUGCAGCUCAAAGUCAAUAUAGCCCGCAAGCAGCCCAUGCUGGACGCCGCCACCGGCAAGUCUGUCUGGGGCUCCCUCGCUGUCCAGAACAGCCCUAAGGGUUGCCACCGCGACAAGAGGACCCAGAUUGUCUACAGCGAUGACGUCUACAAGGAGAACCUUGUGGAUGGCUUCUAGGAGUGGAGCUGGAUGCCCUGUGCCUCAUGUGCCCCAGUGCUGGUCUCAGUAAACACUGAGGUGGACCCACACACCUCCCUCAGCCUCUGGUUUUUCAGCCCUUGGGGUUGGGGUUAAGCCUUUAAAAACGGCUGUCAGUUGUUUCAUCUCAGUUGUAACACGGCCAGUGCACGUCCCCCCUCCCUUACCCCAAAAAGAUGUGCAACACAGGUUUUUUUU
Messenger RNA from Tupaia belangeri chinensis (Chinese tree shrew), 1435 nucleotides. It is a transcript of the gene NELFE, whose product is annotated as negative elongation factor complex member E. The coding region runs from base 56 to 1216 and encodes 386 amino acids. NCBI's taxonomy places the organism in Eukaryota, Metazoa, Chordata, Mammalia, Scandentia, Tupaiidae. Gene Ontology annotation, molecular function: RNA binding. The transcript has 10 exons. Gene Ontology annotation, cellular component: NELF complex. The record is from RefSeq and is a predicted model, not a curated record. Gene Ontology annotation, biological process: negative regulation of transcription elongation by RNA polymerase II.